Triticum aestivum (bread wheat) is the source of this 800-nucleotide messenger RNA. Its product is annotated as heavy metal-associated isoprenylated plant protein 28. Gene Ontology annotation, molecular function: metal ion binding. The record is from RefSeq and is a predicted model, not a curated record. The coding region runs from base 152 to 664 and encodes 170 amino acids. The transcript is spliced from 3 exons. NCBI's taxonomy places the organism in Eukaryota, Viridiplantae, Streptophyta, Magnoliopsida, Poales, Poaceae.
CUCAAAAAUAAAUAUCCAGGCCUUUGUCAAUUGUCAUCUCCUUCCGGCCCUUAUAUGCAUCCCUACAUUGUCCUAGCAGAUCACUCAGAGUUAGAAAGGAGCUCGACUUUGUCAGACUCACAUCGCCUAGCCUCUCCAAGAGCAAUCAGCCAUGACGAUCGUGGAGAUGCAGAUGAACAUCGACUGCGACGGCUGCGAAGACAACGUGAGGAAGGCCCUUCUCAGGCUUCAAGGCGUGCACUACGUGGACGUGGACCGAGCGCGGGACAAGGUGACGGUGACCGGCACGGCGACCCAGAAGAAGGUGCUGCGCGCGGCGCGGCGCACGGGGAAGCUCGUCGUGCUGUGGCCGUCGGCGUACGACCCGGGCUACCACCACGCCUACGCUCACGCUCAGCCGGCCUACUACUCGUACCAGGCCAAGCCCGCCUCCGCCGCCCAUGCGCACCGCUACUACAACAGCGUUCCGCACGGUAGGAGCGGCUACAUGCCGGCGGCGCAGUACGGCAGCGCCAGCUCGUACAACUACCACGUCCAUGGCUACUACGACUCGGACCUCCAUGGGUACUACCACGAGCAGCAGGCGCUGUCCAACGCCGCCGUGCCUGCCGACGAGCGGAGCUACUUCAGCGACGACAACCCCAGCGCCUGCUCCAUCAUGUGAGUGCCGACCUGUGGCCUCUGCAUCGUGUACAUACGUCUCUUGUGUAUAGUUCUCUGUGUCAAGGUGCUCUGUUAAGACAUUGAAGCCUAUGUUUGGAACAAGAAAUUUAUGCAAGUUAUCCGGGUUUUUUUUAAUA